CCACCGGCCCAUGGCCUCGCAGUCCCCUCCCCAUCGAAAUGAAAACCGCUGGGGUUCCCAGCCCGGGAGCUCGGUGAGGGGUGAGGCCGCGCUCGCAUGGAGCCGCCGAGGGAGGGCGGCAGCGAAAUGGCGGCGGCGUUGUGGGCCGCCAAGCGGGCGCUGCGAGCGGAGCUGCGGCACAGGCUGCGGGCAAUGGGAGCGGCGGAGAAACAGCGGCAAUCCCGGCUGCUGAGCCGCAAGGUGAUUGGGCAUUCCAAGUACCAAGAAUCCAAAAGAAUUGCGAUCUUUCUAAACAUGCCAGAUGAAAUCCAGACAGAAGAAAUCAUUAAGGACAUUUUUAAGCAAGGCAAAGAGUGUUUCAUCCCACGUUACAAACCUCACAGCAAUCACAUGGACAUGCUGAAGUUGUCAUCAGCUGAAGACAUUUCUUCACUUACUUUGACAUCCUGGAAUAUUCUUCAGCCUAGUGAUGAUGACAGCACAAGAGAGGAAGCUCUUGCUGGCGGGGGUCUUGACCUUAUCUUCAUGCCAGGCCUUGGGUUUGACAAAAAAGGCAACAGAUUGGGAAGAGGGAAAGGAUAUUACGAUACCUAUCUCGGAAGAUGUAUGAAACAUCCCAGUGGAAAGCCUUACACAAUUGCCUUGGCAUUUAGGGAACAGAUUUGUGAAUCCAUACCUGUGACAGAAGAUGAUGUCCAAGUAGAUGAAAUCCUUUAUGAAGACUGCUAGAAGUGCCUUGAUACCAUCCUGCCUUCAGAGCAACCAACCAAAGACUUCAUGUCCAUCUGAUGUAACUUUGUUCAUAGUCAUAUAUGCUGCUGGGAGAAGUAAAAUACAUGAUUUGUAUUUAAGCAGCAGCAACAACAACAACAACGCGUAACAGUGUAAGUGCGGUAAUAGUAAUGCAAAUUGCAUUGAUUUGUUUCUAAUUAACAACUAUAUGUAGUGAAUUCUUAUUCUAGAACCAGUAGAAAUAAGAGUAUGCGACUCUUUAUUAAGUAAGAAUCAUUUCUUCUCAUCAUACUUGUGGAACAAGCUACAUGAUACUGCACAGUUCUGUUAUUUCAGUUUCCAACUGAGAUGCCUAGUGCUAUGGAGAAGACCUACAGCAUGCUGGGCUGAAAAAGGUGAUUCCAAAAAAGCCUAAGCUGAUUUUAAAGUAUUCUGGUUGUUUGUUUGGCUCUUUGAAGUGGUCUCACAAUAAAAGCAAUAUCUGCUAAUAACUAAAAGUUAGGUGUAUAUGACUUCUGCAUAUAUUCGUUUCUUUUGUCUCCAUGUAAGAUUGUCCCAGCUGUGAUUAGUGCAUUCUCAGUUAUUUUGGUAAAAUAAUAUUCAACGUUACUCCAACCUAUGUAAUUUUGCACAAUCCAUUCAGGAUACCCCAGAGCAUCUUGCCUACUGCAACAGUAGUGUCAGUUUCAGUCCUGGCAAUGCUUUAAUCCCUUCUUCAUUUCUGAACUUCUCUUGGCAUAUGGAGAGCAACAGAGAGAAGAUGGGGCAGGCUUUGUGCAUAACUGGUCUGUCUGCAGGGUUCACUGAUCACAUUAGGAUGAGCCCUGUGCCAUAUGGCAGUUCCUGCCUUGGACAUCAACGAAGCUAUGCUGAUGCCAGCAUUUCUCACAGCAGAAACCUGGAUCCCAAUUCUGAUAAAUGUUUUAAAUACACAUAUUAAGUCCAGUCCUAUUCAAGUAACUACAUCCUUUUAGCCCACCAAAAUCAGUGUGCUUUUACUGUUAUCUUCCCUCAAGGUCUAACCCUGGAGGCUUAGCAGAGAUUUUGAUACAUGGUUCCAUGGUUUUGGUAGCAUGACUGCAUGAAUGCUACACCACUUCUGGCACAAAUCAGGAGACCAUGCCAGCAAAACAAAACAUAACCAGGUGCUAAUGACCUCUUGCUGUUACAUUCAAGCUGAGGAGAAGCUUGAAUCAAAGGGAAAAGGUUUCAGACUAAAAGGGGGGAGGUUUAGACUCAGUAUAAGAAAGAAGACUUUACAAUUGAGGUGGUGAGGCAGUGGCACAGGUUGCCCAGAGAGGUGGUGGGUGCCCCAUCCCUGCAGACACUGCAUGUCAGGGCUCAGAGCACCUGAUCAGCUGUAGGUGUCCCUGUUCAUUACAGGGCAGUUGGACCAGGUGGCCUUGAAGGGUCCCUUCCAACUCAAACAAUCCCAUGGUUUUGUGAUUCCAUAAGCUGCAAUGCUCGGUUCUGAAACUGAAUAUAUAUAUAACUGUGUUUUAUUAGAAUGCAAUGAGAAAUAAAUAGGGAGCUAUUUAAUAUACUGUGCCGUUGGGAGCAAGAGAUGCUGGCACGAUGUUUCUUUCCAGCCACUCCCAAAUCAGAAGGAGAUCAUCACAGCAUCAUUGGCCACAAGACCCUGGCUGAUGCAGAUAGCCCUUAACAUUUGGCUGGUGGGGACAGUAAAACAAUAUUUAUGUAUAUUGUCCUGAGAAUCAUAGAGCUAAAUAAAUGUGACAGCUUUCAUUUGGCACUCGAAGCUUGCUGCUGUCGCUCUGAGUUUUUCUUUUUGCCACAUAACAUGAAAUCACUGUCAGUUUGAUGGUAUAUAACAGCGUUUCUGAAGCACAAAGGUUAGGGGGUUGGUAGGUGCGUCAGAAUUAUUUACGUUUGCUCUGUAUAAAAUGGCACUCGGGGAGCAAGGCAAGCUGCCAAGAAGGAGAGGAGUCUGGGCUGCCCGGUUGCUCUCUUGUAUCAGGGCUGGAUUGGCAGGGUAGGAUUUAUCAAAAUUGCUUCCAAACAGUAUCAUCUGUCCCCGAAUGGACGUGCCCCUGUCUGCUGCAGCGAAUGUCAUUAUUGCUAUUCUCAUGACAAAGCGUCUAUCAAGCCCUGCUUUGUUUAUAAACAAAUCUGCCUGCCCUGCAUAAGAUAUGGAUGGUUUAAGGAAAAGUACCGUGAGCAAAGGAAGAAGUUAAUUAUAUUUCAGGUUCUCAGCAGGGAAUUCUAUCUCAGAGCAUUCAGUAAGAUCUGACCAGAGGAGUCACAAUUAAAGAACGUCCCCAGGGAGGAAGUUGUAAAUUAUUUACUGCAAGGGGCUUUUCCAGGUUCUUUUAGUUUAAUUACACACUCUGGAAGAGAAAGGCUUCAGAAACAAAUUAACCGAGCUGUUGAAAUGGAUUUGUUACAAUCGUGUUUGCAGCGAAGCAAGUGAAAGGCUGCGAGUAAAGUUCAAAUAUAGGGCAGAUCUUUGGAAGCUGGCAUUGUGUGUGGCUUAAAAGUCAUAUGGGAAAGCACCAAAAUGUCCACGCAUAGAAAUGCGGUCACUGGGAUUGUCCAGGAUUUCCACUGGCCUCAGAGGACUUUUGUGUACUCCACAGGCUCAGAUCUAAUAGUGCUUCACAUCCUCACAGCUAUCUGAGGAGCUGACAUUUGUGGGCUCCAAACAGCCCGGUUAACCCUUGGCAGAAGGUACCAUAGACACUUCUCUCAUUUUCAAAAGCCAGGGUGAAGCCUGACUUGCUUGCCCUCCCACGUCAAAUAUGCUUUAAGCAAUUGCUACUGAAGUUGGCCUCUGGAGCUGACCCUUGCUGGAAGGCAGCUGGAGCAAUCCCGCAUCAGAUGUGGAGAAGGGAAGUCAAGAGGCUGGAGCCCUCCUCUCAUUGCAACCACUGACUCACUGCUUGGCAGAGAAGGCCAUUAGAUAAUAUGUCUGCUAAGGAGUAAGGCAGCCAGUAAUACUCUAUCUGCCUGCCUGUUGAUGCCAAAUCUCUUGUAUGUAAUAGCCCUUCUGAACUGCUUUUGUCCUUGCAUUUACUUCCUUUUGAAAAUGAAAAAAGCCUCUGCUGUGACACCGUGAGCAGGCAGCCAACAGGCUGAGCAGAGCAGCAUCUCUGCUGCAUCAGUCCGUGCUCAAGCAUAUAGAACUUCUCUUUACCUUGUGCCUCCUGUUUCAAAUUUAAUGAGCUUCACACACCUGGCUUAGAUAGAAACUGCCCCACAAUUAGCAGCAUCUCUACCCCCUGCAUGCACACAGUCUUCAAUACAUGCCAUUUGAUUAUAGCCUCAAGGUACUGCUAUAAUGUCCUGAACAAUAAGUUCUCCACCUUCAGGCGAACCAGCUGAAAAUGUGUGGAUGAAAUCUGCUUUAGUCAUUCAUCAGACAGAUGAGAUCUCAGCUUUUAUUUUGUUAUAGUGUAAAUCUGCUGCUUAGUUUUCUAGUUUCCAUGAAAACUACUGAAUCAUAAAAACGCUUGUAGCAAAUGCCAUCUUUUCUGUCACCGGAAUAAUACAUUAAAUGGCUUAUCAACUCCAAGAGACGACUGCAAUACCUUGGAGAUGAUUUGGAUGUACAGUUAGGGAACAAAAUAUGUUGACAGCUUUAGAAUUGUCCCGAUCAGUCGAUUUUAGUUUGUAUUUUACUAUAUUGUCUCCAAGUACUACUGGGUAGGAAAAACCAGACAGCUACAUUUCUGCAAGUGUAAGGAAAACCACAGACGAAAAGUGGAAUGUAAACGUAAAAUGAAGGAUUAUUCUUGAAAGGGCAGAACUGUGAGGUCUGGCUAUUCACAGCAGAAGCAUUGCAAUUUAAUUAGUAGGAAUGGUGAGUCCACAUUAACCUUUAUGGAAGAGAACUAUGGACUACAAUAAAACAUAGUACUUUCCUGUAGCCUUUUGUUAUCACCUCGUCGGAUUUAAUAAAAACUGACUAAUAAAGAAAUUCCAUCAGAGUGGCUAAAAAGUAUAUACUGGAAAGGAUCACUUGCUAUUAAAUAGCGUAGAUUCAUGAAAUGAUUGUUAUCAGAUGAUAUUAAAAUAUGUAUGACUUUUUCAUUCUGGAUACAGCCGGAAUAAACUGAUUACAGAUAAA
Molecule: messenger RNA, 4819 nt
Organism: Coturnix japonica (Japanese quail)
Lineage: Eukaryota; Metazoa; Chordata; Aves; Galliformes; Phasianidae
Gene: MTHFS
Product: methenyltetrahydrofolate synthetase
Biological process (GO): folic acid-containing compound biosynthetic process; tetrahydrofolate interconversion
Cellular component (GO): mitochondrion
Molecular function (GO): 5-formyltetrahydrofolate cyclo-ligase activity
Source: RefSeq, a predicted model, not a curated record